Molecule: messenger RNA, 5122 nt
Organism: Numida meleagris (helmeted guineafowl)
Lineage: Eukaryota; Metazoa; Chordata; Aves; Galliformes; Numididae
Gene: FYB1
Product: FYN binding protein 1
Exons: 19
Coding region: 222-2735 (837 amino acids)
Biological process (GO): protein localization to plasma membrane; T cell receptor signaling pathway; integrin-mediated signaling pathway
Cellular component (GO): plasma membrane
Molecular function (GO): protein binding; lipid binding
Source: RefSeq, a predicted model, not a curated record
GACAGCAGCUUUUUUCUACUGGUCAUGAUAAUGAAAACCACAAGCAAAACCUCUCUUAUGCAAACCCUCUCUGAGAAGAACUCCUCUUAGCAAAUACAAUAGGCUGCUAACGUGACAAACUCUGUGUAUUGUCUCAUUGAGGGAGCCUGCUUUUCUGCUUGUAUCAAAAUAUUGGAGAGCUUUGGGAAGUCCAGGAUGGCAAGGCAGAUGUGAAGUCACUCAUGGCGAAGUUUAACGUGGGUAACAGCCCCUCAGAGGAUGUUUCUGGUAACAUUCGACUCUCUAAAGUCACAGGACAGCCAACCCAUUCGGGAUUACAAACAAGGAAAGCAGUAUUUGAGAAAUUUGCAAGUCAAGGAAAUGCAGCUUCUCCUUCAGGACCCAGUGUUUCUCAAAAACCUGUUCAUCCUAAGCCUCCUCUGGCAGUCAAGCCUUCAACUGAAGAUAAGACAGAGAAGGAUCCAAAGCCCCCAUAUUUGAAACCAGUGGCACAAAGGUUUGGGGUUCAGCUUCAGGCGACUAAUAGGGAAAGUGAUGGAAAAGCUGGACACACUAAAACCCCUACCAAAAGCAGUGACUUGGCAAAAGAAGAGCCGAAGUCUCUGUAUCCAAAACCUGCAGGGAACAAGCUUCUUAAUUCAGCUCCUCAAGAGAAGGAAAAAAGGCUUCUAGGAACAAAGCCAAAUUUUAAUUCUGAAGCACAAGAGAGUGAAGAAAAAUUUUCAUCAUCAUUUUCAAAAGUAGUUGGAGUUAAGGAAAAGUUCAUGUCUGCAACACAAGAAAAUGAUCCCAAGCCUUCUUUCUCCAAACCAGCUCUUGCACAGAAGCCUUCUCUAAACCAUGCAGUUUCCCACAAUGAAGACACCUCAGGUAAAAAUGUUUUCCCACAUAAAGGUCUAGCAGGCCCUAGACCAAAUAUGCAUUCAUUUAAAGCAACAAAGGAAACGGAUGAAAAUAGUAACUGCGCUGCAGAAACUUCAGGCAGUCAUUUUUCAAACAUGGCUCUGAAACCUACUGGCCACUGGUCCAGCACAUCUCAAGGCACCCCCAAAAAUGCAGAGGAAAAGACUGAAGAAAAGGGAGUGAGUGCCGCCAGGAAUACCUUUCUGAACAAGAUCAGCCAGGAAGAAUCUGGUUUAUCUCCUCCCAAGUUCCAUAAAACAAGCACAGCGUUUGCUGCAGGAAGGUCGUUGGGUGGGUCAGAGGAGAAGGAUGACUGGGACAGGAGCUCGGGAGCCCCGAAACGGAAGUCUUUGCCCCCGCUGUUCAAGCUGGGCCAGCCCCCGCAGAAGCCCAGCCGACCACCCAGUGUGGACCUGGAAAGGUUCCAGAAGAGCAUCCCAAGAGACAGCCCUAAGAAUGAAGGGUUUAAACAGAUGGCCCCAUCCCCAGCAGCAGCCUCCCCACCUGCACCUCCUCCUCCUGCCUCUCACCCAUCCAUGCACGCUCCUGCAGCUCCCAGCCUGCCGCCCAGAAAUGUCAAGCCCAGCUCUGAAACUAUAAACCCAGACACUGAAGAAAAUUAUGAUGAUGUUGAAUUUCUUUUACAGAGUAGGAUGGGUCCUGGAAAUAAAGAUGGGGACCAAGGAAGUGAUGGAGAGAUGUAUGAGGACAUAAAUGACGUCAGAACAUCAAGGGAAAAAGAGAAGAAGUCGGAAAAGGAAGAAAAGAAAAGAAUGGACCAGGAAAAGAAAGAACAAAAGGAAAAAGAAAAGAAAGAGCAGGAAAUAAGGAAGAAGUUCAAAUUAACAGGACCCAUCCAAGUCCUUCAUCAGGCACGAGCUUGUGUUGACAGCAAGGGAGGGAAGAAUGAACUGACUGUCAAGCAGGGGGAUCAAAUUGAAAUCAUUCGUCUCACAGACAACCCAGAAGGAAAGUGGCUGGGCAGGAUAAAAGGAUGUUAUGGAUACAUUAAAACAACUGUAGUGGAAAUUGAUUAUGAUUCUUUAAAAACAAAGCAACAAGCUGUUGUGAAACAACCAGAGAUUGACCAAGAAGUAUAUGAUGAUGUUGGAGAGCAGGACAGUACUAGCAGCCAGAGUGGUGGUCGAAAUGGAGCUGGAAAGAUGUUCCCACCUCCUCCUUCUGAUCAAGAAAUUUAUGAUGGAGUUGAUGACACAGAUGCUGUUCCUAGGUCUGUAUCACAGGAUGAAGAUAAGAAUGAUAUCUGGUCCUGGGGAAUCUUGAAGAAGCUAAAGGUCAAAGAUGACAAAAAGAAAAGUGUACGAGAAAAAACAACCAAAGUCAAUGGGGCAGAAGAUAAUGGAGAUUUGUUCAGGUCUUCUUCAACAAAGCAGUUUGGAAAAGAUUGUGGAGACAGUGAUGUUUAUGAUGACGUAGAUUCCUCAGACUUCCCUCCUCCACCGCCUGAAUUCAAUUUACCAAAAUCUGUGAGCCUUGGAAAAGGCAAAUCAGAUGAAAAGUAUCCACAAAAGCUUAAAAUGAUGGAACGAGAAGAAAAAGAGUUCAGAAAAAAGUUCAAGUUUGAAGGUGAAAUCAAAGUUCUUUACUCUACCACCACUGUCCAGGAUUUGCCCCAAAGAAAGUGGGGAUCUAAAGACUUGCAGAUUAAACCAGGAGAGACUCUUGAAAUUAUACAAAGUACAGAUGAUACCAAGGUGCUGUGCAGGAAUGAAGAAGGAAAAUAUGGCUAUGUUCUGAGAAGCAAUUUAGUUCAGAACGAUGGAGAGAUUUAUGAUGACAUUGGUGAAGAUUGCAUCUAUGAUAAUGACUAAUGCAGAAUUCUGUGAGAGUAAUAGCUUCAUUGAAGACCAAAAUCUAUUUUGGACUUCCUACUUGUCAAGCAAGAGAAGUCAUUAAAGAUGAUUAUAAGUUAAUUGCUUAUGCUCUUCUAAAUGCACAAUAUUUGGUUAGUGUUUUUAUAAUUUCAGGGUUUUGUUCUCAGUUACUUUGUAAGAUAUUUGUAUUGCCAUUUAUGAGAGCAAUUCAAAUUUGGGAAUAUGAACUGAAACUGAAGUUACCGUCUUCCACUUCAAUUCUACACUGUUGACAAUCCAUGUAAAAACAAUUCCUUAAUUAGCUGUGCCCAAAGAGGCCAAUUCAGGUCAAUGAAGGAUACAAAGGACAACAAACCCUGUGAACAAGUUUUAGUCUAGCUCCAUUUUGAUAAACUCCAGAGACUGCCACUCUGGGUAUGACAGCAUCCUGAAAAGAUGCUUCCUUUGGGGAUAACAUCCUGUUGUGAAAACAGGAAAUCAAAAGUGGGCAUCAGAGUACAUCUUGCUCACCUGCUUUUCCAACUGCAAACAUGUUAGCUACACUGACAUGUACAGCCAUGUACCUUCAUUGCUAAAAUUUCUUUUUCUGUGUUGUGCUAGUGUUAGUUUAGUCAUUUCUAAAAUUGUCUUUAUUUUGUAAGUACUUUUUGGCUAAGGUUAAUAGUAAAACAUUAAUAAUAAGUUAUGUUACAUACCACACUCUGAGAUAUAAGCCACAGAACAGUCUGCUUUAUAGUGUAGUGUUGCUUAGAAUAUCUUCAGAAUGUUUAGGUUAAGACUUAAUUUCUUUGUAGUUUAAAUAUAUAUUGAUAUAUAUUACUGUCAUUAUAAUAUUUUAGGCAUUAAAAUGGAUCUACACACUUAUAAAUUGGUUGGAAAUAAUUUCUAGAUUUAAAAAGUAUAUUUAUUGAUGCUAUCUUUUUUUCUAGCUAUUAUUUUUUUACAUUGGGCUUGGUGAAACAAGGGCAUAUAAAUUAGACAUUCCCAUGCUGAUCCAUUGUAGAAACAAUAUUUAUUCCUAAAGUGGCCAUGAUAAUUAGUGAUGCUUUUAUCUGAAUGAGCAGAUAGCAAAAGAAAUUAAAAUGGAUGGAUGAACCAUAAUAAUGAUCACUUUGAACUUGCUUAUUUAUCAGAACUCACUGGAAAUCUAAAGAAGUUUACAGUGAACUCCCAGUAGAGAGGCUGAGCAUGUACAGAAAAUGGAAUCUAUUUGUAAUGCGUGAUGCUUUUGCUGUUUUGCAAGAUAAUCGAAAAUUUGUCAGAACCAAUGUGGCUGGAUCAGUCUUGAUAAUCAAGUCUCCACUAAUCCUCAAGGGCAGAAAUGUGAAAUACAUUAUGCAAAAGAGUGCAGUGCAGCAAGCUAGUAAGUUUAGCUUCUAAACAUAAAAAAAAGAAAUUUUGGCCCUGUUGAAGUCAGAAUUUUGGAGUCACUUUCAGUGGAGCUGAGAUUUCAUCUUAUGCAAGUGCCUUUUACUGAUGAUCUAUGUGCAGUAGAUCUCUAAAUAAGAACAACGCUAUGAUAGUAAACAUGACAUUAAUUGUAGAAAUAAUAUCUGUAUUCAAAAUCACUGAUUAUACACAGAAAAGUUAUAAGCAAACUUGAGUUUCCAGUUCUAUAUUUACUGUUAAAGUCAACAUCCAGGCAUGCAAGCACCAAUUUUAUGUGUAAACAUCAGCACCUGCACCCACAUUUAAAACAUGACCUUUUAAGUUAAAUACAAUGAAUGUGUCUUCGCUGCUGGUGGUUGAUUUAUUUUUUCUGGGGAUUUCUAGAGGGUACAUGUAUCAGGUUGGUAAUGUGAGAACAAACUGGAGCAAAUUCCAGCUUCAAAAUUCAGACAUUCAGAAAUAUAUGACCCCUUGUCAGUUAAAAAUAGGAUAAAUAUUUUCAUGCUUUACAUAAUUAACAUAAAAAGAGUUUGUGUUAAAUUUCAAAGUGUAUAUGCCCAGUCUUAUUUUGGUUUCAACUCACUGUAGAACUCUAUAUAUUGCAGUAAGAUCAACAAAGGAACUUUCCUUCUGUAUGUACUUUAUCUUGCAUGAAAGGACCUCAGUACUACACAAACCUCUUUUGUUCCCCUGUACAGAUGUGAAUUUUAUUCUUUGUAAGAUUUUCUGGUAAUGUAUUUGAAUACUGUUACCAUUUUCUUAACUUUGAUAUGAUGUAGGUACUGUGUUUGAUAUGAUGUAGGUACUGUGUUUCCUUGUUGACUCUGUACUGAUCCUACAGUGCACUAGAUCAUCAUAAAAAAUAAUAAGAAGAUACUUUAAGCUAAAAAUGUAUGCAUUCUUUGAUAUAUAGUGUGAUUGGCACAGGGUGUUGAAAUGUGCUUACAAGGUAUUAUACACUGAAAUCACAAUAAAUUUCUCUUUUUGUUACUUUA